AUGAGUGCUGAGCAAUUUCACAUCAUACGCGCUGACUUUGUUCUGAAACUCAAGCAGUGGCGUCGUGGCGAGACUGAUCUAACGCCAGCUCAUAUGGCUGAGAUCCUAGACUGCAUGGUAGACGACCUCGAUCAUUUUCAGACCGCUAUGACCAGUGAGACUGCAAUUUGCUUCCCAUCCAAGUGCGACUUGAUCAAGCUUGAAAUGCUCCGAUUGAUCGAGCAGCUGAAGCUGAUCACAACAAUCAACCUUGAAAUUGGGGAGACUAUGUCCUAUAUCGGUGCCGCGAUUGGCCGUAUAACACUUGAAGGUAAAUCUUGUGUUGAUGACAUCGAGGACCUUGAAGCUGCGAGAGCGACAGUUGAAUUUCAUCACAUCCAUAAGCUACACGUCUGGGAUAUGCCCGAACUCGGUUUUACCGAUGAGGCCGAGCAGCUUCGGGUCAGGCUUUGGACGGUCUAUACGAAUGUUAACUUUUCCAGGGGAGGAUGUGGUUGUUUUCAGUGUCGUACGGCUUGGAUUGGAGGACGGUAG
Messenger RNA from Penicillium diatomitis, 534 nucleotides. RefSeq lists its product as uncharacterized. The record is from RefSeq and is a predicted model, not a curated record. The transcript has a single exon. NCBI's taxonomy places the organism in Eukaryota, Fungi, Ascomycota, Eurotiomycetes, Eurotiales, Aspergillaceae. Bases 1 to 534 code for a protein of 177 amino acids.